Neurospora crassa OR74A is the source of this 1299-nucleotide messenger RNA. RefSeq lists its product as hypothetical. NCBI's taxonomy places the organism in Eukaryota, Fungi, Ascomycota, Sordariomycetes, Sordariales, Sordariaceae. The transcript has a single exon. The record is from RefSeq and is a predicted model, not a curated record. The coding region runs from base 1 to 1299 and encodes 432 amino acids.
AUGCCCGGAUCAAAAACAAAAACACCCCCGAUAUCACCCAGACCGAAGUCCAAUCAUGCUCAUGGUCCAACUCCCCUAUCGGAAUUCCAGAAUCUAGGCAAAGGAAUCCUCUUCUUCGAUCCAGCAGCAGCAGCAACAUCACCACCAAACCAUGACGGUAAUCACAACCAUGACCCCCAACUCAUCGUCCUCUGCACCUGGCUAGGCGGCGCCACUCCACGGCGCAUCGCCAAAUACACCUCAGGCUACCGGCGUCUCUUCCCCGUCUCACCCAUCCUCGUAAUCCAAACCGUCAUUGCCGACUUCACCGUCCGUUCAGAACAGGCCAUUCGACGAAACCUAGCCCCGGCAAGAGAUGUCAUUCGGCAUGUUCUCCUUACCCGUUUUCGCCCCACUACUGAAUCACCCCGUGCAGGAGGAGUCCAUAGCGCACCGGAAAAUGAGAAUCACAGGACAGGCACAGGAAGGACAGGAAUCCUGUUACACAUCUUCUCCAACGGAGGGUGUCACCUAUCCCUCCAACUAGCACACACCUACCUCUCCUCUUUUGGCCACGACUCGCUCCCUGUCAGUCUACAAAUCCUCGAUUCCUGCCCCGGCACGUUUUCCAUUGCGCAGACGUAUGGAGCAGCAGUGCAUUCCGUUCCGGCUCACCAUCCUUGGGCGGUACAGAGUCUCGAAAGAUGGGGGUUGUGGGGUGCCGUGGUGUUGGUUGCGGGCAUACAGAAUGGACUGCCGAGGGCGAUUGGGGAGAAGGUGGUACGAAGAAAGUUGUUGGGUGGGGUGGGGGUGGAUUUUGAGGGGAUGAGGCGGGGGGUUUUGGAUGAUGGACUUUUUGGAGGUGGGGGGCAAAGAGAUGGAAAGAAAGAAAGGAUGGGGAGGUUGUAUUUGUAUUCGAAGGCGGAUGAGGUGGUGGGGUGGAGGGAUGUGGAGAGGCAUGUGUGGCUGGCUAGGAAGUUGGUGGUGAAGAAGAAGAAGAAGGGAAUUGAAAACGGGUUGGUGAGAGCGGAGAGGUUUGAAAAGGCGAGUCAUUGUGCGUUGGUGAUGGAGGAUGAGGAGAGGUAUUGGAGGGCUGUGAGGGAGAGUUGGGAGGGGCAGAUGGAGAGGAGGCGGAUGCGGAGAGAGAGUCGCGAAGAAGAGGAGUGUGAACCCGGAAAAGUCGUGCUGGGGGCUACGGAUGAACGAGGGGGAGAAGGGGGAGUUGGCGAAGAGCCAGGGACAAGGUCCGGAGUUGAAGAAGGGGUUGAGUCGAGAGCAGCUGAGGUUUCGAGGACGAGAGGUCGCACCAGCAAGCUCUGA